CCUUCUAUAGUGGGAUACAUGCGAAAAUCUAGAAGUGGUGUCAAAAAGAACACUAGAAAAUCUAUAUGUAAAAUAAUAAGCAGUUCGGAUCGGCUGAACUUCAUCACAAUUGAAUACACCGGUGCUCACUGUAGGCCCCGUAUAGAAUCUAAUUGUACUGAAUACUGUCGUGUCCAACCGUGAUUGGUAGUUGAGCCGGGUGUGUACCCCCGCGAAAGGACUGUUGCGUACUCGCCAAGGAAGAAGUGGAGGGAAUAAAAGACAGAGAAGACUGAAAGAGUGAAGAGUGGGGUGGGGUUUCAUGUUACGGUCGGUUAAUUCCCGAUGAGCCAUCGUGCAGAUAUAGUGCCUCUGAGAGAGGCUAUUGAUCUGGUCGAUCACAAAGUGAACCUACUGGGUGUCAUUGUUGAAUUCGGGUUUCCAAGGAAGAGCAUGGGAACGGGUAUUUGGGAUUCACCGUUUCUUUCCUCCUUUUUCAAUCGCCUACAUCAAGUUGUUCAAGUUUUUAAUUAUGUCUGUGUGCUAAAGAUAGUGGAUGACUCGCAUCAGAAACCUGAAAUUUCAGUUAAUAUUUUUGCUAAGAACUUGGAUGAACUUCCCCGGGUUUUAGGCCAUGGAGAUUUGGUCCAUCUUUCUCGCGUUGUGAUGAAAGUCUGUGAUGGGGAAGUUUUUGCUGUUUUCAACAAGAUGUUUUCUUCUUUUGCCCUCUUUCAAGGGAAAGCUAGUAACAACUUAAACCCAUAUCAAGUUUCCUCAAGAUUUUGCCAUGAAUAUCAGGAUGAUAUGCUCAUAUCACAUUUGAGAGCAUGGCUGCUCAACUUUCAACUUGAUGCAGGAUCAAGUGAAUACCUGCGGUCAUUGAAAGAUAUAGAGGCGGGAAAGUUCUUUGAUUUGAUUUGUAAGGUUCUGUAUGUAUACGAAGCUUCUAAAGAUGAGUGGAUACUCUUUGUAUGGGAUGGAACUGAUACUCCUCCAUUAAGUUUGGAAACAAAGCUAGAAGAUGAAGUUGAAAAGCCACUUCCUUUGAAUUUUGAAUCAUUUACUUUACCAAGAGAGACCUUGUGCACAUUCCCUCGUGUGGGAACCAUUUUACGUGUGGUGCCUCGAGCUUAUGAAAAACUUGAACUACACUUCAAAGAUAGCAACCAUUGGGUUAAAUUCCGGAAUAUAAGCUGUCAAGUAUGCUCAGGAUUGUGGUAUGGAAUUUUAAUGCCUAAUUCAAAGGUCCGACUUUUGUCUAAUGAGGAUGACUUUGUAAUAAAAUGUCGAAGUAGGAAUUAUGAUGAUCGGGUAUCAGCUAAAGUUGGGCGUUUGCCUUUGUCAUUUAAUCCACAUUAUUGCUGUGUUACAGUGACAGAUAAUGAAAAUCUGCCAUACAUGACGCUAAUGGAAAUUCUCACUUAUUCAGAGGUAACUGCCAAAUUCAAGUCUGUUGUUCGUGUUGUAGCUGCAUGUCCUUGGAGAGCCGAACGGUUCUUCCGUUCACGGGUUGGGAUGCGGAGCCAUAAGAUUAGAUUUACCUUGGAGGAUCCAACUGCAAGAAUACACGCUUACUUAUUUGCUGAAGAUGGGAUGGAGUUUUUUGAAGGUUUUCCCCCUAUUGAUGUUCUGACGAACAAAAGGAACAGAUUGCUCGGCAUCAUUGAAGGUGGAACCUGUAAAGGUGAGAAUGUUCUAAGAAAUCCUCCAUGGGUGGAGUGUUGUAUAAAAUCCUAUUACAAGCAUAAAAAUGAUUGUUGGGGAAGCAGGCGUUUCCGGAUCUUUGGCACUAGGCUUGUUUCAUAAAGCCUUGGGCCAUUUUUUGUAUGUAUUUUGCUGAUACAUAUUUAUUUUUUAUAUUGUAUGCAAACAACCAACUUAAACAAAAACACUUGGAAUUUUAGCCAAUCCAAUAUUAGGCUCAGAAUAUGUCUAUGCAGAAUAUCGUUGAGCAGCAAUGUUGUGCUUGACCACUGCUAUGUAAAGUUUUUCAGGACUGUACAGAGUACUAUGGCAUUAUUGCUUUGUUAGACCUUGUGUGGUCUGGAUUUUUUGAUGAA
Molecule: messenger RNA, 2039 nt
Organism: Nelumbo nucifera (sacred lotus)
Lineage: Eukaryota; Viridiplantae; Streptophyta; Magnoliopsida; Proteales; Nelumbonaceae
Product: protection of telomeres protein 1a-like
Biological process (GO): regulation of telomere maintenance via telomerase; telomere capping
Cellular component (GO): nuclear telomere cap complex; chromosome, telomeric region
Molecular function (GO): telomerase inhibitor activity; G-rich strand telomeric DNA binding
Source: RefSeq, a predicted model, not a curated record